Messenger RNA from Girardinichthys multiradiatus, 7263 nucleotides. It is a transcript of the gene ambra1b, whose product is annotated as autophagy/beclin-1 regulator 1b. The coding region runs from base 390 to 4520 and encodes 1376 amino acids. NCBI's taxonomy places the organism in Eukaryota, Metazoa, Chordata, Actinopteri, Cyprinodontiformes, Goodeidae. Gene Ontology annotation, molecular function: protein binding. The transcript has 19 exons. Gene Ontology annotation, cellular component: intracellular membrane-bounded organelle. Gene Ontology annotation, biological process: autophagy. The record is from RefSeq and is a predicted model, not a curated record.
UUCCCCUAUUUUAGUGGAGUUCGGUUACUCUGUGCUCUGCAACUCGACCUGCGGAGUUAGCCUGGUUAGCCCUUAGCUGGAUGCGCAGCAGCAGAGUGCCGUCUAGUAGUUACUAAACCAUCGGACCGAUGCCUCACAAAUCAUCCUUGGACUGUUUUACGUCGUUGGGGAUGAACACUAUGCGCCAAUUUUAACAGAUCCCGCUCAGCAGAGUGACCCGGAGCCGCGGAUGUUUCUGUCUGACGGUUUAUUGUUCAGCGGCUAACCAAAGCUAGCCUGUUAGCAGCUAACCCGUUAGCAGCAGCUUUGAAGCCUGGCCUCUGUAUGGCGACAACAGACUGACAGCAGCAGGAGUGAGCAGCUAAUCAGCCGAGGCCCCUGGUAGCAACAUGGCAUCCCGUCAGAGGAACUCGGUCCGGAUUCUGUCGAGCCGGGAACGGGGAUCCCAGACGUUUGGCUCGCAGCGGCUCCUGCAGCUGCUGGUGGAGGAGAAGGUCCGCUGGAUGAAAUGGCAGAGUCAGAAAGUGGAGCUUCCAGACAGCCCUCGAUCAACGUUCCUGCUGGCCUUCAGCCCCGACAGGUCUUUAAUGGCCUCCACACACGUCAACCACAACAUCUACAUCACGGAGGUGAAGACUGGAAAGUGCCUACAUUCCUUAGUGGGCCACCGGAGAACCCCCUGGUGUGUGACCUUUCACCCCACCAUUCCUGGCUUGGUGGCCUCCGGGUGCCUUGAUGGGGAGGUCCGCAUAUGGGACCUGCAUGGCGGCAGCGAGAGCUGGUUUACAGAGAGCAACGUGGCCAUCGCCUCUCUGGCCUUCCACCCGACAGCUCAGCUCCUCCUGAUCGCCACCAACAAUGAGUUACACUUCUGGGACUGGAGCCGCCCGGAGCCGUUCGCCGUGGUCAAGACGGGCAGCGACACGGAAAGAGUGAGGUUGGUGAGAUUUGAUCCUCUGGGUCACAACCUGCUGACAGCGAUAGUCAAUCCAUCUAAUCAGCAGAAUGAGGAGGACUCAGAGCUUCCGAUGGACAGUGUGGAGAUGCCUCACUUCCGUCAGCGCUCCUUCCUGCCUUCUCAGCCGGUUCGCCGAACACCAAUCCUCCACAACUUCCUCCACAUCUUGUCAUCUUCUCGCUCCCCGGGGCCUAAUGUGGGAGGUGAGCAGCAGCAGCGGCCUCCCAGUGAUGGUGCCAGCGGAGUUGGUGAAGCUCCCGGCAUGUCCAGCGGACCUUCGUUUCCUGGUUGCACCCAGCACCUGGGCAUGGUGUGUGUGUGCACCCGCUGCUCCGUGAGUCGGAAACGCUGCCUGCCUGCCGGUGCUUCCACGUCGACUCCAUCUGAUCCCAGAGUUUCUUCAGAGACCCCCACUCUCUCUACAGCCUCCACCUUUUCUUCAGCCCGCACAGAACCCAGGCAGCACACAGACCGGCCCUCAGCCUUCACCGCUGUCUACUACAGCACUGGCGCUUCACUAAACCCCAUCAUGCCAAACAUCAUCGAACCACUCCCCACCCCCAGGCCGGGACCGGACUGGACCCGUAGCCUGCUAAACAUGAGGGAAGGUGGGGUUGGUCCUGCUAUGCUGCCUCCCAGGACUUCCUCCUCUUCUUCUGUCAGCCUCCUGUCAGUGCUUCGUCAGCAGGGCAGCUCUUCUCAGUCCCCCCUCUACACCUCUGCCUCUGAGGGCAGAGGAUUCCCCCAGCAGGGAGAGUCUGGGACCCGGGACUCUGCCGGGACGAGCAGCGGCCACCACCCAUUCUGGGAUGGCUCUCGGAGCUCCUCGGCCUCCUCCUUCCGCAACGUCCUGCAAUGCAACCUGAGUCGCUAUUUCUUGGAGAUUGACCGCAUUGACAUUGACCCAUCACUUGGGGGCAGCAUGGCAGACGGGAACCAGGAACCGAGUCAAGAGCUGCUGAACAACAACAUGGACCCAGACAGGCCAAGCCAGUCGUCCUCAUCCUCCUCUGCCUCCCCAACCAUCAUCCACUACCAGCCUCCACCCCCACCUCCCCCUGCCUCCCACAACUUGGAGAACAAUGUCCCACCCCUGGCCUCCCGGGGCCACCUGAACCGCUGCCGGGCCUGCCACAACCUGCUGACCUUCAACCAGGACUCUCAGCGCUGGGAGCGCACGCACCAGACCUCAUCAACCUCCUCCUCCUUGGAGCCCUCCUCCUCUUCCUCCUCCUUCUCCUCACCUGCAGCUGCUUGGCAGCCGGAGGAAAGCAGACGGACACUGGAAGCUCCGACCCAGGAGAGGAGAGUGGUUCUGGAGCCCAGCGAGCAGCCGCCUCUCCCUCCAGGAGGAGCAGGAAGAGGAGCAGGAACAGUGGCCUUUCCCCUAGCGCCGCCUCCCAGCCAGGGUGCUGAGCAGACGGUGGGUUUGGUCUACAACCAGGACACAGCGCAGUGGGAGAGGGUGUACCGGCAGGCCACCACCAGCCGGACCGCUGAGCAACCAGAGGCCUUAAGCCAAGAAAUGCCUGUUGACCCCCCUGAUGAGGACUCCCUGAGGAGGCGGCUGCUUGAAUCAUCCCUGUUAUCGUUGUCUCGAUACGACAUGUCCGGUUCCAGAGACCACCCUAUUUACCCAGACCCAGCCAGACUUUCUCCUGCGGCGUACUAUGCUCAGAGGAUGAUCCAGUACUUGUCUAGACGGGACAGCAUUCGUCAGCGUUCCCUGCGAUAUCAGCAGAACCACCGCAUGCGGACCAUGUCCACAUCCUCCGACAGCCCGACUCCCAACCCAUCCAAUUCCAUGGACAACAGCGACAUGGACUUUGAUGAGCUGGACGAUAACGGAGACAGAGCGAGACACAGGACACCACGGAAUGCCAGGAUGUCGGCUCCCUCGCUGGGGCGAUUUGUCCCACGCCGCUUCCUCCUGCCGGAGUACCUGCCGUACGCUGGGAUCUUCCAUGAACGUGGACAGCCCGGUCUGGCUACACAUUCCUCUGUCAACAGAGUUCUCGCUGGAGCGUCCAUUGGAGAAGGUCAGUCUGCGGUCGCCAGCAACAUCGCCAACACCACGUACCGCUUGCAGUGGUGGGACUUCACCAAGUUUGACCUCCCAGAGAUCAGUAACGCCUCGGUCAACGUUCUGGUGCCAAAUUGUAAAAUCUACAACGAUGCCAGCUGUGACAUCUCUGCAGACGGUCAGCUGCUAGCAGUUUUCAUUCCCAGCAGUCAGCGGGGUUUUCCAGACGAGGGCAUCCUGGCCAUUUACUCUCUGGCUCCACACAACCUGGGAGAGAUGCUCUACACCAAGAGAUUCGGUCCCAACGCCAUCUCCGUCAGCCUGUCUCCUAUGGGAUGCUACGUCAUGGUGGGCCUGGCCUCCCGCAGGAUCCUUCUGCAUCCCUCCACCGACCACAUGGUAGCGCAGGUGUUCCGGCUGCAGCAGCCGCAUGGAGGAGAAACAUCCAUGAGGAUGGUCUUUAACGUGGUUUAUCCCAUGGCUCCGGACCAGAGACGCCACGUCAGCAUCAACUCGGCCCGCUGGCUGCCAGACCCAGCCAUGGGUCUGGCUUACGGCACCAACAAGGGCGACCUGGUGAUCUGCCGGCCCGUCUUCUACAGGAGUGAUGGUGAGAGUCUUGCAGAGCCCAGCAGCGAACCAUUGUUCUCAGUCAACAACAGUGGAACCAGCCGGACCCGAGGUUCUGACAGACCAGGGCUAAACCGCUCUGGUUGGAGGCUUGACAGAGACAUGGGACUGAUGAACGCCAUUGGUCUGCAGCCCCGAAACCCCGCCCCUUCAGUGACAUCACAGGGAACCCAGACGCCAAUCAUCCAGCUGCAGAAUGCCGAGACACAGACGGAGAGAGACCUGUCAGAGCCCGGCGUUUCCCAGCAGCCUCCCAGUCUGAUUGCUGAAGCUCCAUCUACAAGUCGAGCAGCUCAGGCGCCACCAGAGACGCCUGAGAGCAGUGGAGUUCAGGAUGGAGUCCAGACAGAAGCUCCUGCAGAGUCCAGCGGUCCUGCAGCUGGUCCAACUGAGUCAGCGGAGUUCGGUUCUGGAGAAGAUGCUCUGGCACGAAUACGCCGGCUGAUUGCAGAAGGCGGCAUGACAGCUGUGGUCCAGAGGGAGCAGAGCACCACCAUGGCGUCCAUGGGCGGCUUCGGGAACAACAUCAUUGUCAGUCACCGCAUUCAUCGGGGCUCCCAGACCGGCCCGGGGGCCUCCAGGCCACAGGCGGACCCCUCUGCUCCCCCCCUUCUCGUCCCCCAACCCUACCCCCUCCGCUCCCUGCAGGCUGCAGACCCCUCCGAGCAGCUCUCACCCAUGUGGGGCACCCAGGUCCUGCGGGGCCCCCAGCCGUCGGGCCUCUCAGUGACAGUGGACAUGGACGAUGUGUUCGGAGGACGAACCGACGAUGACUCUCUGCCAGGUCCUUCCUCCUCCUCCCUGCUGCUGGGCUCCCGUUCCUCUUCUUCCUCCUCAUCCUCUCACAGCCCCCUUCCUGGCAGCGGAGGCAGGCCUAACAGUUACCCUGGCGACCCAUACAGCAGGUAGUCCUCUGAUUGGCCGAGAGAAGCAGAGUCCAGUGUGCUGCUCAAAGCCUAAACUAACAGAAAUAGGUGCUGCCUGACACUGAAGGGACACGGCCCCUCCUCACCCCACCUCACCUCUCCUCACCCAGCCUCACCUCUCCUCACCCAGCCUCACCUCUCCUCACCCAGCCUCACCUCUCCUCACCCAGCCUCACCUCACCCAGCCUCAUCCCGCACUGCUUUUCCUCUGCACUUAGAAGCCCAGGCUGAAGCUGAGCUGAACUGUGAUCAUUCCUCAUCUGAAAUAGCCCUCCUCUCUGAUCCACUUUGUUUCCGUGCGAUAAAGUGCCAUCUCUGAAGGGGUGAAGAAGAGGAGGAGCAGAAUGUUGGUUUUCUUCCUCUCAGAUUAUCUCCAACAUGUUUGCACUGGGUGCCAUGUGAUGUAGAAGCUGAUGUAAAGCCGAGACUAAAGCGUUCAGACCGAACGCUGAGUUUUUGUCCUGUGUGUGACUCAGGGGGUUUGGGCAGGGCUCCUGUGAGAGGGUGGAGGUGGGCGGGGUAAAGGAGCGUCCCAUGAGAGGACAGGUGGACAGUACUGGCUGCAGCCUGAGUGGACAGAUGAGACUGAAUCUGCUGGAGAUCAUGAAAAAAUAAGUAACUGUUUUUGUUUUUUUAAAGGAGAGCAACCGUUUCCUGCUGAGACCACAGGACGGUUCUAACCCCGCCCCCCAAUCCUUCUUAAACCCACAGUUGCACUACGGUGUGUUUUGGUGCUACAUGAGCCUGAACAGAAGUGUGUGUGUGUGUUUGCCUUUAAUGAAUGCUUCACAUUUUAUCCAUUAUGUUCCUGUGUUCACAGUUCUGUUCCAAAAUCCUGAUCCAUCCCUCCUUUCCUCCGUGUCAUCCAAACUUCCUGCUCUUCAGUUUUCCAGGCUUUCUGCAGAACUCUGGGUCAUUGAAACCAAGUCAGAAUCAGCCAAUGUCUGGAUUAAAACUCGGAUGUUCCUUCAGGAAGCCUGGAGAGCUACAGUCCACUUUAAAGGAUUCCAGGAAGGACUGGAUCACAGGAGUGAAUAUGAAAUGAAACGAGGACUGGAUCAGGAGCUAUGGACCAGAACUGUUUGCUCAUUCAGAGCUGCUGCUGAUUGUCUUCACACUCUCUGAGUCUGGGUCAGAAACCCAGCUUGACUUCAAUCUCCUGGAGACAAUUACUUUUCCAGAAUUACUCCAAACAAACCCUGUGUGUUUGAACCUGGGUCUGGUUCUGAACCAGUUCUGCUGAGAACUGGUUUGCUUUCCCAUGAGUCUGAACAUUUAAAGACACAAUUCAGGUUUCAUUUUGGUCUCUUUUAAGCUCCAGCAGAUCAAAUCACGGACCGAUUUCAUGCCUGAUCAUGUGACCGAUCAGGUGAGCGUUUCUACAAAGAUCUUCUCCUCAGAUGCUGUUUCUACCUGGUCGCUUGUUGUCUGAUACAAGAUCAUCUCCACAGGUCUCUUCCAGUUCAUCACAUGAACAUCAGUUCUCUGAUGUGAAUCCGGUCGGGUCUCAGCUGCAGUUCCUCUGAUCAUGUAAGGGGAGUCCUGUUGAGAUCAGUUAUCAGAUUAACCAGAAGUUCCUUCAUGACGGCUUCCUCCUGCGUUUUCAGACACGCUGCUGCUCCCCGAGCCUCAGAAUCCAGCAGAAUCGGAUACUGGGAGCUGGAUGUGAUGAAAAGUUCUGAUGGACUCUAGGCGUGAUGGAUUAGAAACUGCCCUGUAACACUUAUACAGGGAUUAUAACCAGAAUUGAUAUCACAGGGCCUGGUACUGUUGUCAGUAUGUUACUGAGCAGUGUUUACAAAUCAGGUUAAAUGGAGACUUUGAAUGCAGCUCAUUUGGCAGCAUUCACAAACUCAAAAACUGUUGACUUCCCAUUAUGAAGCUGACACUGAGCUGAGGUUCCCCUGCUGCUGCCUCUCCAUUGUCCAUAAGGCUCCAGUUCUAAUGGUUUCACCCGAACAGAUCGGGCUCCACCUGAAGCUCUAAGCAUUAGCUGCGCUCUCUGACCAGCUAAUGUGGACCCAGACUUCCUGCUGACUGGAGAAUAACUGGAGUUAGAUGGAGACGCUGCAAACGGAAAACCCUGAUGCGUUAAACGGCAACUUAAGCAUCAUGGGAUUCUGAGUUCUGUCUGAGUUAACUCUGCUCAGAGGGUUUCAGACUGAAACCAAACAGAACCAACGUGACCUUUUAAUGUUUCAGCUCCAACAGCAUGAAAGUCCUUGUUCUGUUGGUCCGAACUACUGGAGGAACAUUUUCAGACUGUUUUUAUCAAACCUGCAGGUUAGCAACUCGUCAGCAUCCCUGAACGGAUCUGGGCUGAAGAUCAUCUAAUUUUUUUUCUAGCUUGAAGCUUUAAGAUUGUUUUAUGCUGAAACCUGCAGGUUUCCGUUAUCUGUGGAUCUGUGGGAAGCUGUGGAGCGGUCCCGGUACGGAUUAUCAUGAUUAAUUACAGACCUGUUACCAUGAUGAUAACAGAACCAUGAGGAAGGAAGCAGCAGCUGAUCUGAAAGCACCUCCUGAGUUGACUUGAUUGGUGAACAGUUUAGACCCAGUGUCUCUAUGACGUGUGUGUGUGCUUGUGUGUGUUCAGGUUAUGGAGGGAUGAGUGUAUAAACUGAACGGUACUGCUGUGUCAGGAUCCCACUGUGGAGUUUGGACGGCUCCAACAUGACUCUUUGACUUUUAGACGUGAUGUAAUUAAAGAGAUUUGAGAGUUUCUCUGA